CCUACUCCCUCGACGAGGUCGUCUACCUCUCCCAGUCCAGCGGCCUCCUCGACGUCUAGCACGACAUGGCCGCCCUCAAGAACUACGACGGCAAGUACUGGCGCGACCUCUUCGACUCCCGCGUCGGCAAAACCACCUGGCCCUACGGCUCCGGCGUCUGGUCCAAAAAGGAAUGGGUCCUCCCUGAGAUCGACAGCGACGACAUCAUCUCCGCCUUCGAAGGCAACUCCAACCUCUUCUGGGCCGAGCGCUACGGAAAAAAAGUCCUCGGCAUGAACGAGCUCUGGGUCAAGCACUGCGGCAUCAGCCACACCGGCUCCUUCAAGGACCUAGGCAUGACCGUCCUCGUCAGCCAGGUCAAUCGCCUCCUCAAAAUGAACCGCCCCGUCGUCGGCGUCGGAUGCGCCUCCACCGGCGACACCUCCGCCACCUUGUCCUCCUACUGCGCCUCCGCCGGGAUCCCCUCCAUUGUGUUUCUGCCGGCGAAUAAGAUCUCGAUGGCCCAGCCCAUCGCAAACGGGGCUUUUGUGCUGAGCAUUGACACCGAUUUCGAUGGCUGUAUGAGCUGGGUUUGUAGAGGAAGUCUGAUUGGAGGGAACUAG
Molecule: messenger RNA, 602 nt
Organism: Rosa rugosa (rugosa rose)
Lineage: Eukaryota; Viridiplantae; Streptophyta; Magnoliopsida; Rosales; Rosaceae
Product: threonine synthase 1, chloroplastic-like
Exons: 1
Coding region: 66-602 (178 amino acids)
Biological process (GO): amino acid metabolic process
Molecular function (GO): pyridoxal phosphate binding
Source: RefSeq, a predicted model, not a curated record